This is a messenger RNA of Dufourea novaeangliae, 2284 nucleotides long. RefSeq lists its product as uncharacterized. Gene Ontology annotation, biological process: recombinational repair. The record is from RefSeq and is a predicted model, not a curated record. NCBI's taxonomy places the organism in Eukaryota, Metazoa, Arthropoda, Insecta, Hymenoptera, Halictidae. The transcript has 2 exons. Bases 72 to 2177 code for a protein of 701 amino acids.
UAAAAAGCGAUUGUUCGGAAACCGCAAGUUACAGGUGAUAAGACUUUAAUAUCUAUUUAAAUAAACAGAAAAUGUUUGAAAGCGACGAUUGGGAUCUGGAUCAGGAUUUCUUAAAUGAUGUGGACAAGAAAUCGCAUACUGUCUGUUUUGCAACAGAUAGGGAUGAAGUUGAGCUGAAGAGACGUAAAAUAGAAGUUUCUAAUCAUUCUGUUUUUUCGUCCAACACUGAUGUGGACCGGUGUGAACAAAAAUCUAUUAACACAGCUACAACACAAUGCAUUGAUAAAACAUCGAGGAAAAAUUUAAUUCUUGGCAUGUUUAACAAGAAUUUGUCGAACAGUAAUGUUUCUCAAAAGUCACCUAGAGACAACAUGGUACAAUCUGAAUCAAACAUGAUAAAAAGCUCUAAUAAUAGUCAAUUACCUAGGAAAAAUUUAGUGCUUGAAAUACUGAAAAAGAAGAGUACAGAUGGUACAGUUAUAGAAAAUAAUACAAAAAAUUUGGUCCCAAGAAAUACUGAAUUAAAAGCUAAGAGCAAUAGCAACACUCAUAUACAGGAACAAGAAUCUUCUAAAGUAAAGCAUCAACCGCCUAAUAAAAAUGCCCAAAGAAAAAGUGAUUUGAACAAUGAUAUCCUUAAGCGAGGUUCGUAUGAAAAUUCAAGGAAACAGUUGUUGGUUAAUUUACUGAAGCAGCAUUCUAUGAAUAUUAUGGAACACAAGAAUAAGUCCGUCAUGAAAGCACCACAAGCGCAAUCUAAUAAAAAAAUGACACUGGUCAGAAGAUUUCCUGGACCAGCUGGUUUACUACCAGAUGGCAUAGAGGCUAGUGUUCUUCCUAUUUCAUACCUAAAUAGUUUAGACGAAAGCGAGGAGACAAAGGAAUCGAAUGAAGCCGAUUUGCCCGAAUAUUGCUCUCAAAAUACAAAGGAUCUGUUUACAGAAGGGGCUUGGCAAUUGAUGUUAGACGAUUUACCAAAUGAUUUUUUGAAAGGUUACGAAAUUGCUACAGUUAAACAGAUGGCAAAUACAAACGGUUACAAUUGUACAAAGAUUGAUUUUUUAGCAGGGGUAGUAGAACGUAUAGAUAAUAGUCAUGAAAAUCCCCCCAUUGUUCUGAAGGAUUUUACAGACAGCAUUCAAGGAAUUGUACAUAGAGAUAUACCACUUAAAUAUCCUGGUUUACUGGAGUCAAAUGUUGUUAUAUUAUUACACGAUGUAGGUUUAUUAAAGACCUCUAAGUCCCUUGUCUCCAAUAGAUAUCAUAUUCUAAUUUCACCUUCGAGCUUGUUAGCCAUUUAUUCUAGCAAAGGUAAAAUAGAGCGUACGCGUUACAUGGAAUCAAUCUUGGGAAACGUUUCGAACGGAGAAAUGGAGCCAGACGCAACAAGGGAAGAUCGAGUUUUUUCAAAAAUUUUAGUAAAAGAAUCGCAGAAAGUUCUGAAUGACUCUCAUAAAAAAAUAUCAAAGUUUGGAAGCUCGAUUGAAACAUUCGGAAAUGAAUCAAUAGGUAUUGAUCUGACAGAAGAGUUUUCCUUUUCAGUUCCUUCCAACGAAAUUACAGAUAAGCAAAAUACGACGAAUUUCGUUUGUUCAGCGUCAACAAGUCUGAGGGAUACAAAGAAAGAAGAUAAACAACGACAAAGUAAUUGUACAGAAAAAUCGAAAAACUUGGUGGACAGUUUAAAGAGAUUUUCUCAUGUGAGUACCAGUGAAAAGUUUUCGCGUAAUUCAAGAAGUUCACGAAUGGAUAUGGAACAUCCGGUGUCUACGAGUACACGCACGGAAGAAGCGACAUCAGAAAUGUUAUGCGAUAAUCCUACUGAAAAGAUGGACAUAGACGAGGAGGAUAUAAAUCGAUGUCCGAAAGAAACAGAAUCGGAGAAAAACGGAUUGUAUAGAUCUUGUUUCGGAAGCGCAGAGAAGACCAAACUUCCUGUACGAUCAAAAUUAAUGAAAUUCAAAAAUGCGGACGUAUUAACGCCGCCUCGAUCGUCCGAAUCUAAUCCUUCGUUAGAUUCAAACAACGACAAUGACAUAGAUGGACAGAAGAAAUCAUCUGAGAAUCCUAAUUCGGUGUUAGAGAUACUUUGUGCCGCUGAAAAUGAUUCUGACGAUGAAAUGUUGUCCCAGAUAGACAUGGACAGUAUUUUGACUAAUUACAAUAACAAGGAUUAGGUAUCACUAGAGUCUUUUUAGCCGCACGAGAAUCGCAGAUAAUGUAGACAAACAUUGGAUCGUACUUUAUUAAGCCGUGAGGACCUAAAAGUUUUUUUUUUUUUCGA